Messenger RNA from Nicotiana tabacum (common tobacco), 558 nucleotides. The record is from RefSeq and is a predicted model, not a curated record. Lineage: Eukaryota; Viridiplantae; Streptophyta; Magnoliopsida; Solanales; Solanaceae.
AUGGCCCCUUAUGAAGCACUAUACGGGCGGAAGUGUAGGUCGCCGAUCGGUUUGUUCGAGGUCGGGGAAGCAGGGCUGCUAGGUCCUAAUUUAGUCCAGCAAGCAAUGGAAAAGGUAAAACUUAUCAGCGACCGGCUUCGUACAGCACAAAGUCGGCAGAAGUCCUAUGCAGAUGGCGUCAUGCAAUUUGGAAAGAAGGGGAAGCUUAGACCCAGGUAUGUUAGACCGUAUAAGAUUAUUCAGAGGAUUGGCAGGGUGGCGUACGAGCUUGAUUUGCCUUCAGAAUUGGGAGCGGUCCAUCCUGUGUUUCAUGUAUCUAUGUUGCGGAAGUGCAUUGGAGAUCCUUCACGUAUUACGCCCAUUGAGUAUAUUCACAUUGCUGAAGACUUAUCUUACGCAAAGGUACCAGUAGCUAUUUUAGAUCGGCAGGUAAGAAAGCUUCGAACUAAAGAAGUGGAUUCUGCGAAAGUGUUAUGGCGAAAUAACAACAUCGAGGAAAUGACCUGGGAGGUUGAGGAGGAAAUGAGGAAGAAGUACCCCUACCUAUUUACGACUUAA